Doryrhamphus excisus (bluestripe pipefish) is the source of this 2131-nucleotide messenger RNA. The record is from RefSeq and is a predicted model, not a curated record. NCBI's taxonomy places the organism in Eukaryota, Metazoa, Chordata, Actinopteri, Syngnathiformes, Syngnathidae.
UGUUGCAACAUGUAGAUCAAAGCAAGGUAACACGCUAUAAGCAUGCAGAGAUGAGCUGUUUACCGCCUGAUUGUUGCUCUGUGUUUUUCUGAAAUCAGAAAUCAGAGGUUUGUUUUGCUUUUAAGUUGGAAAACAGAAGAAAUGACAUUUGGAGGACAGACUUAUACCUUCUCGUUGAAAAAAGAGCUUCCAAAUGGAAAAGGUAAAUCCUGCAAAAUGGGGGACAUGAGUGCAUUCCGGUGAAAAUGUUCCAUUCCCCCCCGCCUCACCUCAUCACAAGAAGAGACGACAUCAAACCCGAUACUCGAGGAGCCUGGGGUGCAGGGAUUAGAGCACUGCAUGAAGGCCUCUCCUGACCCUCAAGAUCCCCAUCUGCCGCAUCAUCCGGACCACUCGGCCAUCUCUUUAGUUCCUACUUUGAGCACGACGGAUGAGAUCUCCAUAAAGAAUAGACUUCAUAGAUUUCACAGCAUGACCAGUGUGGAGGAAUCUCAAACUGAAGGAGAAGGCAGCCCACAGAUCAUCUCUCUCAGGUCUGAAUCAUCAGCAAACCACGAUGGCGACCUGGGGCCGUCUGUCAGGAGGAAGAGGAGGAAGAAGAAAGAGCAGCGUCCCGAGUCGGUUAUCAUCUUUCGCUCCGACAUGGAGAGGGGACCCGGUGAGGACCAAGGAGGUGAAGAAGAGGGAGCCGAGAGAAGCGCGGAGGAAGGGGCUAAUUUCCUCUGCACGCCUACCAAUGAAGGUGGAGGCUGGAGCCUCCCCCCAGACAGCCGCUAUGUUACACUGACAGGCACCAUCACGCGUGGCAAGAAGAAAGGCCAAGUGGUCGACAUCCACGUGACCAUGACUGAGAAGGAGCUUCGUGAGCUGGCUAAGUCAAAGGAGCGGCUCGACGCGGAGUGCGAGGCAGGGGAUGACUCGAACCGUGCGUGCAGGUUGGGUGUAUGUCAGGGACCCCAUGUUGUACUGUGGAGCAUCUCCUGCGCCCCCGUGGUCUUCAUCCUUUCCUUCAUCACCUCGUUCUACUACGGCACUCUGACCUGGUACAACGUCUUCCUUGUGUACAACGAGGAGCGGACAUUCUGGCACAAGAUUACAAUCUGCCCCUUCCUCAUCAUCUUCUACCCGGUGCUCAUCAUGCCCAUGGCUUUGUCUCUAGCGCUGUACUCCGCCGUGGUGCAGGUAUCCUGGGCACUCAGUGGGUGGUGGCAGGCUGUCAGGGACCUUGAGAAGGGCUUCUGCGGUUGGGCCUGCGGAAAAAUGGGUCUGGAGGACUGCUCCCCUUAUAGCAUCAUAGAGCUGCUGGACUCGGACACGGUGUCUGGCACUCUGCAGAGCAAAGCGCCGAGCGAACUCGCCCACACAUCGUCGGUGUAACACGGAAUGAAGUACAGGACAUCACAUGUAGUACUGUGCAAAAGUCUUGGACCACCGUUAGAUUUGUUUUAGCAACACUAUAAUGUAUGUUAGGUCCGCACGGUGGAUGAGUGGUUAGCAUAUUGGCCAAACAAAAUACCUGGGUUCGAAUCUCUAUUAGGCGUCUCUGUGUGGAGUUUCCAUGUUCUCCCCACGUGCGUCCGGGUACUUCCUCCCACGUUCCAAAAACAUCCAUGUUAGGUUUGUCUAUAUGUGCCCUGAGUCAUGUGCUGGGAUAGGCUCCAGCAUACCCCCGCGUCCCUAGUGAAGGUAAGCGGCAUAGAAAAUGGAUGGAUGGAUAAUAUAUGUUCAUAAAUACUGUUGGGGGAGUCAUAUUUUUGUAUUGAUAUAUUAUUCUAAUACCUAAAUGAUAUAUAUUUCAGGGGCUGCACAGCGCUGGAGUGGUUAGUGCGCUGGCCUCACAGCUAAGAGAGCCGAGUUCAAUUCCAAGUUCAAUGUGAGUGUGAAUGGUUGUUUGUCUAUACGUGCCCUGUGAUUGGCUGGCCACCAGUGCAGGGUGUACCCCGCCUCUCGCCGGAAGACAGCUGGGAUAGGCUCCAGCACCCCCACGACCCUUGUGAGGAAAAAGCGGUAGAAAAUGAAUGAAUGAAAUUAAUAUAUAUUUGAGUCAGACACACCAUCAUUUUUAAAUGUCGUUAAAAAUCACAUACUGCAAUACAUUUUUAUUAUUAAUAUUAUGCUGUAUUAUGGUUUA